UAUAUUAAACAUGGGACCUUGUGGAUGAUCUUGUGGGUGAUCUUGUGCUGUGAUGUGAUGUCUGUGAUAGGACAGAGCCACUGUCGAAGCUCUCACCUUCAGACCAUCAGUGUAACCGUUGCACUUGACUCUGAUGCUCUCCUGCCAUGUGACUUCAACCAAAACCUGCUGCAAGAGGCGCGGAGUGGAGAUGUGGCUGUCGUAUGGACGCACGGCACUAUGAAUAACCUGGUGGAGAUCAAGCUGUCAGGGAAACCCUCAUACUGGGAUCACAGAGGGGGCCGAGUGAGAACCUUCCAGAAAAUGCCUGGGAACUUCUCCCUUCUCAUCAGCCGGGUCAAGGAGUCUGAUCUGGGCCGGUACCGCUGUGAGCUGUUCGACGGGUGGAAUUGCAGCAUAGCCUAUGAAGUAGUGGAGAUCAGACAACUCAUCUCAGGUACCAGCACACUUCAGAGCUGCAUUGUAGUGGUGGUGCUCAAUAUGUAA
Megalops cyprinoides (Indo-Pacific tarpon) is the source of this 486-nucleotide messenger RNA. RefSeq lists its product as uncharacterized. NCBI's taxonomy places the organism in Eukaryota, Metazoa, Chordata, Actinopteri, Elopiformes, Megalopidae. The transcript is spliced from 2 exons. The record is from RefSeq and is a predicted model, not a curated record. The coding region runs from base 25 to 486 and encodes 153 amino acids. Gene Ontology annotation, cellular component: external side of plasma membrane. Gene Ontology annotation, biological process: cellular response to lipopolysaccharide; positive regulation of T cell proliferation; immune response.